AGACCUCUCGCCACGUUGGCCGCUGCAGUGUGGGCGCAGGCACACGCGGGCUUCGCCUCUGUGAUCUCAGGCCGGGCAUUGAUUUCUGUGGCUGUAACUACUGCUGCAGAAACUAAUAACAGCGUCAUAGCCACUCACGGAUUCACGCAGUCCUUUUCCAUCACCGGAGAAUCAUGGCGGACACUGACGCCGACAAGUUGUACCGGGCAGAAUACGCCAAAAGUGGCCGCGCUUCGUGCAAGAAGUGCAAAGACAACAUAGCUAAAGACUCCCUGAGGAUGGCCAUCAUGGUGCAGUCGCCCAUGUAUGACGGGAAGGUCCCUCAUUGGCACCACUUCUCCUGCUUCUGGCAGCGUGCAGCGGUCCACUCUGUCGCCGACAUCGCUGGUUUCGCUGACCUCCGCUGGGCAGACCAGGACAAGGUGAAAAAGGCCAUAGACAGCGGUGGAGCUGUGGGAGUUGGAAAAGGCGACCAGAAAGGCGGAGCAAAAGGUGAGAAGACGCUGAACGACUUUUCGGUGGAGUAUGCCAAGUCGAACCGCAGCACAUGCAAAGGCUGCCUACAGAAAAUAGAAAAGGAUCAAAUCCGUAUCUCGAAGAAGGCCGUUGACCCAGAGAAGCCUCAGCUGGGUCUGAUCGACCGCUGGUACCACACGGCGUGUUUCGUGAGCAGCAGGGAGGAGCUGGUCUUCAAACCCGAGUACAGUGCUGCCCAGCUCAAGGGUUUUGUCACGCUACGGGCUGAAGACAAGGAGGAGCUCAAGAAGAGGCUUCCAGCUGUGAAAUCAGAGGGCAAACGUAAAUCCGAUGAGGUGGAUGGAGUGUCAAAGAAACAGAAGAAGGAGGAAGAGGAGGAGAAGCAAAAGCUGGACGAACAGUUAAAGGUCCAGAGUCAGUUGAUAUGGGGGAUCAAGGACAAGCUGAAGAAAUACUGUUCAGUGAACGACAUGAAGGAGCUGUUGAUUGCCAACAAACAGGAAGUUCCUUCUGGCGAGUCCAAUGUGAUCGACACUCUGUCUGACGGUAUGGCCUUCGGGGCUCUGGAGCCCUGUAAAGAGUGUCAGGGUCAGCUGGUCUACAAAGGGGACGCCUACUAUUGUACAGGAGACAUUUCAGCCUGGACUAAGUGUGUGUUCAAGACCACCACGCCUGCACGCAAAGACUGGGUUGUCCCAAAGGAAUUCAGUGAGGUGUCUUUCCUUAAAAAGUUCAAAUUCAAGCGCCAGGACAGGCUUUACCCCAAGGAAACUCCCACUCAGAUGGUGCCAGCAGCUGUAGCUAAACCUCUGGCCAGUGUGUCCAGUGCUCCGACAGAGCUUCCACUAGAGGGAGUUCCUUCAGAUAAACCAUUGACUGGUAUGAAACUCAUCUCUGUGGGCAAACUGAAAAAGAACAAGGAUGAUUUGAAAACGUUCGUGGAGGAGUUGGGUGGAAAGAUGACGGGCACGGCCAGUAAGGCCUCGCUCUGCCUCAGCACCAAGAAAGAGGUAGACAACAUGAGUAAGAAAAUGGAGGAAGUGAAGGAUGCUGGAGUGCGUGUGGUGUCUGAGGAUUUCCUCACAGAUGUCAAGUCCUCAGGGAAGGCUAUGCAGGAACUGGUCACUCUGCAUGCCAUUUCACCAUGGGGAGCAGAGGUCAAGAUGGAGGCUCAGGCUCCGUCCGUGGCCUCCAAGUCUGGAGGUCUGUCGGCCAAGAGCACAGGGAGGGUGAAGGAAGAGCAAGGUGACGUUUCCUUUGGUGGUGGCAGCAAAGCCAAGAAGAUGAAACUGACAGUUAAAGGAGGAGCUGCUGUGGAUCCAGAUUCAGGACUGGAGAACAGCGCGCACGUCCUGGAGCAGAGUGGGAAGAUGUACAGCGCCACCCUGGGGCUGGUGGACAUCGUCAGAGGAACUAAUUCCUACUACAAACUGCAGCUGCUGGAGGACGAUGUGCAGAAAAGGUACUGGGUGUUCAGGUCUUGGGGCAGGGUGGGCACCACCAUUGGAGGCAACAAGCUGGACAAAUUUCAGGACAAGAAUUCGGCCGUGGACAACUUCCUGACCGUGUACAAGGAGAAGACGGGCAACACGUGGUGCGCGUCCAACUUCACCAAAUACCCCAACAAGUUCUACCCUCUGGAGAUCGAUUAUGGACAGGACGAAGAGGCGGUGAAGAAGCUGACUGCCUCAGCUGGCACCAAGUCCAAGCUCGCCAAACCAGUGCAGGAACUGAUCAAGAUGAUCUUUGACGUGGAGAGCAUGAAGAAGGCCAUGGUGGAGUUUGAGAUUGACCUGCAGAAGAUGCCUCUUGGAAAGCUGAGUAAGAGGCAGAUCCAGAGCGCCUACUCUCUUCUCACUGAAGUACAGCAGGCUGUGUCAGAUUGUGUACCAGAGUCACAGAUCCUGGAUCUGUCCAACAGAUUCUACACCCUGAUACCUCAUGACUUUGGCAUGAAGAAACCACCGCUGCUCAACUCUCUGGACUACAUUCAAGCUAAAGUUCAGAUGUUGGACAACCUGUUGGAUAUCGAAGUGGCCUACAGUCUGCUCAGAGGCGGAGCUGAGAGCAACGAUAAAGAUCCCAUCGACAUCAACUACGAGAAGCUCAAAACCAAGAUUGAGGUUGUGGACAAGGCCUCAGAGGAAGCUAAGAUACUUUUGGACUACGUCAAGAACACACACGCUGCUACGCACAACACCUACACACUGGAAGUACAAGAGAUCUUCAAAAUUGUUCGUGAGGGAGAGCACCAGCGGUUCCGUCCGUUCGAGGAGCUUCACAAUCGCCAGCUGCUGUGGCACGGCUCUCGCACCACCAACUACGCUGGUAUCAUGUCUCAGGGUCUUCGUAUUGCACCCCCAGAGGCUCCUGUGACCGGUUACAUGUUCGGCAAAGGUGUGUACUUCGCUGAUAUGGUGUCCAAGAGUGCAAACUACUGUCACACCUCCCAGUCUGAUCCUGUUGGUCUCCUGCUGCUGGCUGAAGUGGCACUGGGUAACAUGCAUGAACUGAAGAAAGCCUCCCACAUCACCAAACUACCUAAAGGCAAACAUAGUGUUAAAGGUUUGGGUAGAACUGCUCCUGAUCCUAGAGAUUCUUUUAAUAUGGACGGUGUGCAAGUGCCUCUGGGAAAAGGAGUCUCCACCAACAUUGAUGACACGAGUCUACUUUACAACGAGUACAUUGUUUAUGAUGUAGCACAGAUUAAUAUGAAGUAUCUCCUGAAGACAAGGUUCAACUACCAGACGUCCCUGUGGUGAGACGGAUGCUAUGCACACCCCAAAAUACCAUUAUGGCCUCCAUACACACCCUGGCUUCAGUGAUGUGACACAACCUACAAUGGCUAUGAAGAACAUCAGACUUAUCGUUUGUUUUAUCAUAUUUCAAGCUAACUCUACCUUUAGCCUGACUUGAUGUACUUUAAUACCGUCAUUCUUGGCUUAAAUCACUGCUCUCUCAGUAUUUAGAGUACGGUGGUUUCAUAUCACCUUGGUUUCAGUUUAGUAUAAUAGUUUUCUGUCAUAAUAACCUUUGAAUUUAAGCUUUAAAACUCUAGCCGUAGUUCAGCAGAAAUAGUUUUGAGCUUUUCACCCAGGCUACCCUCGUCUCAAAGAUUCUCCAGUAGAAUCGACAAGAAGAUGAAUGUUUUGUCACAUGCUGGGGUUCAAAGAUACUGUACAAUGUUUAAGCUGUAUAUACAUAUUUUUUGUUUGUUUCUCAAGCUGUCUUCCGUCCUGGUAAAAAAGAAAAGAAAAAACAUUGUAGUUUACAGUUAUAACAAACUGUCUUCUGUUAAAAAAGAAAGAUGCCAUGAUAUAUGGUACACCUAGUUUUGUUUUUUCUUGCUAACCUUAAAAUAAAAGAUUUAAAAUCAAA
Molecule: messenger RNA, 3855 nt
Organism: Cynoglossus semilaevis (tongue sole)
Lineage: Eukaryota; Metazoa; Chordata; Actinopteri; Pleuronectiformes; Cynoglossidae
Gene: parp1
Product: poly (ADP-ribose) polymerase 1
Exons: 23
Coding region: 174-3239 (1021 amino acids)
Biological process (GO): double-strand break repair; protein poly-ADP-ribosylation
Cellular component (GO): nucleolus; nucleus
Molecular function (GO): NAD binding; zinc ion binding; DNA binding
Source: RefSeq, a predicted model, not a curated record